CCUAAAACUUGGCGUUAUCACUUUCCCCAUCAAGCUCGAACCUCUGAUAUUUCCAUUGGAUCCAAUUGCCUUAUUCAUUGCAAAGCUCUUAUGCUUGAAAUCCCUAUUCAGUGAACUGUUCCUUGAGAGAUGGAGAUAGAUGGGCUAUGUGUUAUUUGCGCUGGCAUUGGAAUCGUCGAGGAGGAUGACUACGGCAAUCGGAUCGGUUACUCCAAAAACGAGUUCUGUUUAGAUAAUUUGAAGGAUUUGCUUAGGUUCCUGAGGAGAGAUGACCCGCAGACUCGCGAUGUUUUUAAGCACGUUUGUAAAUGGAACAUUGUGGGUAAAGAUUUGAUUCCCAUCAUUGAGUACUGUCAAGAUGAUCGUAAUGCAGUUUUAAAUGCAGUGAAGAUUUUGGUGUUCCUCACAAUGCCUAUCGAACCCACGUCAAGUGACAUUGCACAACAGAUCGAGUAUCUAUGGGGAUUGAAGUCUUUAAUCACAUGCAGUAAUGUUGUUGCCAUAAUUGUUUCACUUCUGGAGAGUCCGCUGGAAAAUCUGGAUUGCGGAACAUUCUCAGAAGAUGACUGGAAAUUGUUGCAGUUGGUUAUAACACUCUUCCGAAAUGUUUUGGCUAUUCAAGAAAUCUCAUUGCAGCAAAAGGCUGAUGGAUCAGCUUGUCAGUUAAUAUUGCUGAGAGACAAAUUUUUGGAAGUUUUAUUCCGGGAGAAUGUUAUGGACAUAAUAUUGGUGAUGACGCAGCACAUUGAUGGGUCUUGCAGCCAUCUCCGUCAAGACAAAUUAGUCUUUUUGGAAAUAUUUUACUACAUAUUUAUGGGCCAAGAGCCUGAGUUAAUCGCGAAAGUGCCUCAAAACAGCAGUGAGGAAAAUGUAGAAACGGUAUCUUCUGUCAAUAGUCUGAAAUCUAUGAUGGAGGAAGAUAGAAGAAAGUUUUCUAGAUUACAAAAUUUGAACCGACAUUCGCAGUUUAGUGGAACUUUUACUCGGCAAACCUUGGAUGGUUCAAAGUUAGUACUCAAAGGAAAACCAUCUUUGAGUUCUUCUACCAGCCAUAAGCCACCUAAAGUUUGUCGAGGUCCAAUUAAAAAAAUUGCAUGGGACCUUGGACGAUUAACAUCGAAAAACAGCAAACUUCUGCAGUUACUUCAUGAUUUUAUUAAUCAGUUUCUUUCAGGCGGCUACAAUGCGCUGAUGCAGUUGGUGCAUGAAGAUAUUGAAAAGGAACAUCAUUCCAUCCAGAACAACGAUGUGGUGGUUUUUUUUCAGGUUGCACAGUUUGCUAUUUCUUUUCAGUAUCACAAGUUUUCAACUUCAAAGAUAAUUGAAGCUGAGACUGAUGAGGCUCAAACAGAACAUGCUGAUUCCACAUUUUUCCAAGGUAACAUGUGCGGUCCAAUAGCAGCAACAAUGAACGAGGCAAUGUUUCAGUUAGUUGUUUCCAAAUGGCGUUAUGCAUUUGAAGGCUUAAAGGAAACUAAUGACUUUAAGUUUCUGUCUGCUGCUGGCUCUCUGAUGAAAAAUAUGAUUUGCAUGCUAGAUUUGGUGCUAAAAUUAUUGCCAGAAGAUUCAAAGGAACCUCAAACAGCUCGUAUUCUACUUUACAAACUAUUUUACGAUCAGACAGAUCAAGGGAUGACUCAAUUCCUUUUAAAUUUGCUCAAGUCAUUCAACACUCACAAACAACCCAAAAGUGAUCUUGCAGAUUUAGUUGAGAUGGUCUACAAGGUUGUACAGCUUAUGGAGAACCUCCAAGCACGUGGAACACUUCGGGUUUCCAAAAAAUCAAGGAGGGGAAGAAAGGCAAAGUCAGCAAAUAAUGGGGACAAUAAACAGUCAGAAGAUCAGGGAGCUGAGAAUAAGACGGCCAUAACCCAUAAUGAGCAAUCAACAGAUGUUGAUGUUUGUGAAAAUAGUAACUUAAAAACGAGUCCUGAUUGUAAAGAAGAGAUAUCUGUUACUGCUAAUGCUGACGAACCUGAACUGUUAGACUUAAACUCGGGAAGUUUUGAAGGCAGUAUGCCACAGAGAGAGAACAAAAAUUUGAAUGAUGGUUACAGCACAGCCGACUCUUCUAGUGAUGAACAGAAAAAUAGAAUUGUGGAGGUUGAUCUUAAAGUGUCAAGUCUAGUAUCUACUUUUGCCAAUAACAACAUUAUUCAGAAGAUAUGCUGGUUGCUUAAGUUUUACAAGAGCAAUGCUACUAGUACAAACCAUUACAUAAUAUGUAUUUUACGGAAGAUCACUGAGGAAUUAGAGCUUUCUCCAAUGCUGUACCAGUUAUCCGUCCUUCCCACGUUUUAUGAUAUUCUAUCUGAACAGAAGUCAAGUCCAUGCAAGGAGCAUGCUACUAUAGUUGAUUUCCUGACGAGUCUGGUGAGAAAGAUGCUACGAAAGAUAAAGAAUCAGCCACUCCUUUUUGUUGAAAUCCUGUUUUGGAAGACCCGAAAAGAAUGCCAUUAUAUUGAUGCUGAGUACUUAGUGCAUGAGCUUGGCUGCUGGAAGAAAGAAAGUAGGGAGGAAAAUUUUACCGGUGGUGAUGAAAAUGGCUCGUUGACAGGCAAGCAUUGGACUCCCAGAAGCAUAGCAGAUGCACUUGGUGAAGAUGAAGCUGAUGUUGUGCUCACCAAUAACGGGUUUGGAUUUCAUAGUGAAGCAAAGUCCGACGAAGUCAAGAAAGGCCUUGAGUCUACCAACUUGGAUGAUGAGAUGGACAGAAAAGAACACAAUGAAAAUGAGCUGUCUAUGGACAAUAAGCCCAAAAGGCUUCCUAAAAGAAAGAGACUUGUUCUUGAUGCGGCACUGGAGACGGAAAUUAAAGAUCUUUAUGAGAAAUUCAAGGAGGACAGGAACUGUAGCAAACUUAUUGCGGAGAAUCUUGAUAAUGAUGUCAAAGUUUCGCCUGCCCAGGUUUCCAAUAAGCUUAGACAGAUGGGUUUGAAAGUUGUACAAAGAAAGAAGAGGCAGUAUGCUGAUGAAGGCUUUUCUGCUAUUUCUGAAAACCUUGAAGGAGAAAGCAAUGGGGAAGAACUACGUAACUCAAAUGUUUUCGGGAAAAGUUCAUUGAAUCAACCUUCGCUCACUAGAAAAAGAAUUCUUGCUUUUGAUAAAGAACACGAAGAGAAGAUUAGAGCUUUAUAUGAGCAGUUUAAAGACCAUAAGAGAUGUAGUUCUAUGAUUGCAAAUGCGCUGGAUGCUGAUAACAAAUUCACUCCUGCCCAAAUUUCCCGAAAACUCAAGCAGUUGGGUUUGUAUAUUUCUCGUAAGAGAAAGUCAAGUGAUGGGGAUCGUAAUGAAUCUGCUAUUGAUAAGGAAUCUGAAAGUGAUGAUGAAACAUUGCUCUCAUUAAUAAAUAGAAAAAAAGGGAAGCAUCUUCCAAAGUCAACUGAAACGCCCAGUUCCAUCUCAACACAGAGCAUAUUAAUUGAUGAGGAAUCUGAAGGUGUAGCUGAUGGAAGGUCCAUGCAAUUGGAGGAUAGAAACCAAGCCAGUAGCUUGGAAACUAUGGGGGUUGGUGGACCGCCUUCAGAUGAUGUUGACUUGAAUGACUUUACGGAAAAUCAAGGGAAGGAUGCUGAAGCUGGCCGUGUCAAUAUGGAUGAUUUGAUGCAAAAGGCCAUGGAAGAUGAGUUUGCAGAUUCAGACAAUGAAGUGUCUCCCAGUGUGUAUCGUACAACGGGAAGAAAGUUUAGGAUAGUUGAUCUUGAGGAUGAAGAAUGAGAUGGGAAUGGCCAGGAUAUCAACAUUGCAUUGCCACAACCAUCUAGCAAAGUGUAGUUGACCAAACGCUGGAGUGGAGGAAGCUGCUAAUUACAAGCUGUUCUCUUCUGAAGCAUCUUACGUAACUAGAGCACAACCCCAUAGUUGGAGAUCGUAUUGUACAGCUUGGUUUGUGUAUAUUAUUGUUAUACUUCUUGUAUAGAGCAUGCGUGCUUGGAGAUGGUAAAGAUUAGAAUGUGAAGUUAUUCUUUAGGUUAACUUUUUUGUUGCUUCACUUGUCAGACUUGAAACAUUAGGUUAAAGCUUAUGCCACAGAUUGUAAAUAUUAUGAUUAGUUAGUGAGUUUAUGCCUUGCAUUUUUUUCUUAGAAA
Molecule: messenger RNA, 4088 nt
Organism: Cucumis sativus (cucumber)
Lineage: Eukaryota; Viridiplantae; Streptophyta; Magnoliopsida; Cucurbitales; Cucurbitaceae
Product: protein timeless homolog
Exons: 20
Coding region: 130-3717 (1195 amino acids)
Biological process (GO): DNA repair; DNA replication checkpoint signaling; replication fork arrest
Cellular component (GO): replication fork protection complex
Molecular function (GO): DNA binding
Source: RefSeq, a predicted model, not a curated record